CUUGGACAGCACAACUUUGCUCCUGGCCUAUUUUAAAACAAAACUCAUCAGGAUGGAGAGAACGAUUAUUUUCUGUAUGUUUUUCUUCUUUUCCAGUACAGUGCUGGCUGCAGCUUCACACAGAGCAGUAAAAUACAAACAGAUUCUCCUGGUAAUUGAAAAGUUAGAACACGCAGUGAAAGAUAAGGAUGUUGAAUGGCUGCAUACACCUGAAAACCCUGUGGAGGGAUGCAUGGACACAGCUCUGAGCUGCUUCAAGAAUGGCACACUGCAAUUACAACCCUUAAACAGCCAAGUGAACACUACGUUCACCAAAGCCAUCAGAGUCUUCAGAAAAUACACCAUCAGAAGUCCUGGAAAGGUAGGAUUUCCUCACAGUGCUCAGAAUGGUGAUCAUUGCUCCUUAUUUUCUAUAGCAGACACCACCUGCAAGGGUAGAAUUGUAGAAAGCAAACUCCAGUGUGAGUCUUCAUGUGAAUCCUACAAGAAGAAACCCCCCAAAGAGUUUUUGACGAGCUUUGCAAAACUAAUCCAAAAGCUGAUGUUCAUUAACACCACGCUUCUGGGCAGUGUCAGCACAGUCACAGCGGGCAACUCCGUACACUUCAAAUACGCUUUGAUUCACACGAUCCUGUGGCUCCGUGCUAACUUCGAUUUGUCAGAGUUACGAAAGGCUGAGGGUGUUAUUCAGUGUGCUAUUUGA
Messenger RNA from Corapipo altera (White-ruffed manakin), 703 nucleotides. RefSeq names its product interleukin 21 (gene IL21). Gene Ontology annotation, biological process: immune response; positive regulation of natural killer cell mediated cytotoxicity. NCBI's taxonomy places the organism in Eukaryota, Metazoa, Chordata, Aves, Passeriformes, Pipridae. The transcript is spliced from 5 exons. Gene Ontology annotation, cellular component: extracellular region. Bases 53 to 703 code for a protein of 216 amino acids. The record is from RefSeq and is a predicted model, not a curated record. Gene Ontology annotation, molecular function: cytokine receptor binding.